Messenger RNA from Morone saxatilis (striped sea-bass), 3118 nucleotides. RefSeq names its product FtsJ RNA 2'-O-methyltransferase 3 (gene ftsj3). Gene Ontology annotation, cellular component: nucleus; nucleolus; preribosome, large subunit precursor. Gene Ontology annotation, biological process: rRNA methylation; maturation of LSU-rRNA from tricistronic rRNA transcript (SSU-rRNA, 5.8S rRNA, LSU-rRNA); maturation of 5.8S rRNA from tricistronic rRNA transcript (SSU-rRNA, 5.8S rRNA, LSU-rRNA). The transcript is spliced from 21 exons. Gene Ontology annotation, molecular function: rRNA (uridine-2'-O-ribose)-methyltransferase activity; rRNA (guanine) methyltransferase activity. NCBI's taxonomy places the organism in Eukaryota, Metazoa, Chordata, Actinopteri, Moronidae. The record is from RefSeq and is a predicted model, not a curated record. Bases 106 to 2691 code for a protein of 861 amino acids.
GAAGAAGAAAUACGUGCGGCAGCCACACGUGUUGUUUUCAUGGACGUCUGGACACAGUGAGAGAUUUCUGUUUGAGAGUGAAGAGUGAAAACCACACCGACAAACAUGGGGAAGAAACUCAAAGUCGGAAAGAGCAGGAAAGAUAAAUUCUACCACCUGGCUAAAGAGACAGGUUAUCGCUCUCGUUCCUCCUUCAAACUCAUCCAGCUCAACCGAAAAUUUCAGUUUCUACAGAAAGCCAGAGCCCUGAUCGACCUGUGUGCUGCUCCUGGUGGAUGGUUGCAGGUGGCGUCCAAGUUUAUGCCUGUAUCAAGUCUGAUUAUUGGUGUUGACCUGGUGCCCAUCAGACCCAUCCCCAACGUGGUGGCACUGCAAGAAGACAUCACCACUGAUAAAUGCAGACAGGCUUUACGAAAGGAACUGCAGACCUGGAAGGUUGAUGUUGUGUUAAAUGACGGAGCCCCAAAUGUGGGAGCCAACUGGCAGUAUGACGCCUUCUCACAAGCUCAUUUGACCCUCAUGGCCCUGAAGUUGGCCUGCGAGUUUCUGACUAAAGGGGGGACCUUCGUCACCAAGGUCUUCCGCUCCAAAGACUACCAGCCACUGCUCUGGAUCUUCCAGCAGUUCUUCAAGAAGGUGCAGGCCACCAAGCCGCAGGCGUCUAGGAAUGAGUCAGCAGAGAUCUUUGUCAUCUGUCAGAGUUUUGUUGCCCCAGACAAAAUCGACAAUAAAUUCUUUGACGCCAAGUAUGCGUUCAAAGAGGUGGAAGUGCAAGCCAAAACUGUGAGGGAGCUGAUUCCUGUCAAGAAACCAAAGGCGGAGGGAUACACCGACGGCGAUCUGACGCUCUACCACAGUUUCAACGUAACGGCCUUCCUGAGAGCUGAGAACGCUAUAGACUUCCUGAGCAAAGCCAGCGAGAUCUCCAUCGACAACGAAGAGCUGGAGUCUCACCCGGCCACCAGUGAUGAGAUAAAGGAGUGCUGUCGUGACAUCAAAGUCUUGGGCCGCAAAGAGCUCCGCCUGCUGCUGAACUGGAGGUCCAAGCUGAGGAAAUAUCUGGCCAAAAAACUGAAGACGGAGGCCAAACAGCCGGACCCAGAGAUCAAGUUAAGUUCUGAUGAAGAACAGGGGAAUUCAGAUGAAGAACCAGAUAAGAAGAAAAAGGAUCAGGAGGAAGAGGAGGACGAGGAGGCCGAAAUGGAGAUGAAACUCGCAGAACUGAAAGCUGAGGAGGUGGCUGAGCUCAAACGAAAGAAGAGGAAGCUGCUGAAGGAGCGCAGGAAGCAGAGGGAGAGGGUGGAACUGAAGAUGGACUUGCCCGGCGUCUCCAUCGCAGAUACCGGCGACUCAUCCAUGUUCUCCCUCAGCACCAUCAAUAAGCAAAAGGUGCUAGCUGAUAUAUCCAAGGGGGACAUGCAGGCGGCCGAUGCCCUGGUGGAAGGAGACGACGACAUCCACCUGUCUGAGGAAGACGACGACGAGGCGGAUAAAAUGUCCCUGGCCUCUGAUUUAGAUGACGAUGACUUGGAAGAGGUGGAGCAGAGACUGAAAGAGCUUGAGGCGAAAACACCAAAGAAGAAAGUAAAGUUCACUGUAGAAGAGGAGGAGGAGGAUGAAGGGCAGGGAAGUGGCUUGCUGGUGGAACUAGAGGGAAAGGAUGAGAAGAAAGAACGGCAGACCGACCUGUGGUUCAGCAAGGGCAUCUUCUCUGAGAUCGAUCUGGAAGGAGACGCAGAGUGCGAGCUCCAACAGACCGAGUGGCUUCAGAACAAACAAACCGAAAAGGGCAAAAAGAGGAAAGCUAAAGAGGAGGAACAGGAGCCGGAGGAGGAAGAGGAGGAGAAAGAGGAGAUGACUGCGCCACCUGAGGAGGAAAAGGCGGGACCGUCACAGAAAGCCGCAGAGGACACUGACAGCGACUCAGAUGACAGCACUGAUGAUGAGAACGAGAUCACCAAGAUGAAGCUGGCCAACGGAGCUGGUGGGACGUCAGGAGCGGCCAAUGGUGAUGACUUCCAGGUUGUUCCUGUAGAAAGCACCAGUAAGAAAGCCAGGAUCCUGGAUGCAGAAGGCCUGGCCCUGGGCUGUGAGAUCGCUACGUCUAAGAAGAGAGCCAGGGACCUUGUGGACGGCUCCUUCCACAGGUUUGCUAGCUCCGAGGAGCAGUGGGACGUACCGGAGUGGUUCCUGGACGAUGAACGGAAGCACCGGAAGAAGCCCGUGCCGGUCACCAAGGAGAUGGUGGAGGAGUUCAAACAAAAGUGGAAGGAGAUCGAUGCCCGACCAAUUAAACGUGUUGCUGAGGCCAAGGCCAGGAAGAAGAGGAGGAUGCUGAAGAAGAUGGAGCAGGCUAAGAAGAAAGCAGAGGCAGUUGUCAACACAGUGGACAUCUCUGAGAGGGAGAAAAUGGCUCAGCUGAAGAGUAUCUACAAGAAGGCUGGCGUCGGGAAGGAGAAGAGAGAAGUAACAUAUGUUGUGACCAAAAAGGGAGCUGGUAAGAAGGUGAGACGGCCCGCUGGCGUCAAGGGAGCCUUCAAAGUGGUGGACAGUCGCAUGAAGAAAGACAUGCGGGGAAUGCAGAGGAAAGAGCAACGCGCUAAAGGGGGCAAAGGAAAAGGUGGUAAAGGAAGAGGAGGACCGUCGAAGGGUGGCAAGGGAGGGAUGAAGAGCGGUAGAGGAAGAAAAUGAGAAGAUAAAUGUGUUUUUCGGUAACGCUCUCACAGUCCUGCCUUUUCUUAGCUAUUAAACGUUGCCUGGUCUCAUGUUGCAGGCGAGAAUUUUUGGAGCUUUGUGAGCUGCCACAGUUUGGGCUCCUGUAUCCUGUACAGAGGCCAAAGUGAACUUUCACAUGGAUUCCCUCUUUUUAAGAAACCUUUGCUGAGGUUCCUUAAACUCCUGGACUCUUGAGAUAUGUUCUGGGGGAAUUUAAAUGCUGGUGUUCUGUGCGCGUCUUUCUGAAGAUGUAGGUUAUUUGCCUUGAAACUCCAUGAAUGGAGUGAGCUGAACUGUAAAUCAAGUUCUACAUAAUAACAAUAAAUGUAUUAUCCAGAAAUGUUGGUAUUAAUAUUGUAAAUAUUACAUACACAUCUUUGCAAUAAAUGUUUUGUUUAAAUUA